AUGGCUCAACGAGUUCUGUUUACGACGUACUUUAUGGACCGACGCAUCUCGCUCACCGUUGGCAGACCCUACGGAAUGCGCUGGGAGGACAUUGCAGUGGCUCAACCACCUGCACUGGAUGAUGCGGCCAUGUCCCCCGAUAGGCCUCUCCCAGCUCCUACUCAGCUCAGCUGUCUCCAGCCCUACUUGGCUGGUUACAUUACGCUGGCACAUUUUGAAGGACAGGUAUGGGACACCGUGUCGUCGCCCAACGUCUCUCCCAUGGCGCGGUCAAAAGCGGUUGAAGUCUUGGACGUCCCCAUUUCAGAGUGGAUCAGUGAUUUCGAGCGCUCUACAAGCUUUGUUAGUCGCCUGUCCACAUUCGGCACGUCGACCAACAUUCGACAACAUCAACGGGUCAUUGUCAAAACGUUGCGGAUCCUCAUGCGAAUGGGACAAAUCGUCUCACUGACUUACGAUGACCAUUGUGGAGAAAUUUGCGGCGCCGCGUCGUGCGACAUUGUGGAUGAAAUCCACCGGGCCACGCUCGAGCCGACAUGGCGUGAGGCAUACUACCUCAAAGCUCAUGCACCCACCAAUCUCUUUUCGCCCGUCAUUGUUCUCUCGACCCUGAUUAUACGCCGCCAAUCAUCGGGCCACACGAGAUACAACUUGGACCAUUACAAGUUGUGCUUUGAACGUGCCGUGGCAAUAAUCAAGAGCAUCUCGCGCGAGCUACCCAUUGGUAGCUUUGUCGAUGGACAGGUGUCGGAAAUCGUGCGACUCACCCUUGCGAGCCUUGCCGUGGGUCAGAAGGACCGGCCUGUCGCUUCAAACGAGGGAGAUGCCGUGGACAUUGGCGACCUCUUUUCGACAGAGAUUGCCAACAUGGCCAACGACAUUUCAAGCGGCCCCACCGUCGACUGGUUUAACAUGGCGUUCCCAGUUGGGGGAGACAACGCCAACCUCGAGCUGGAGGAGUUUUCCUGGGAGGCACUGUUUGACACACUCGGCCAGUCAAAAAUACAUUUUAGUAGUUAG
Molecule: messenger RNA, 1020 nt
Organism: Apiotrichum porosum
Lineage: Eukaryota; Fungi; Basidiomycota; Tremellomycetes; Trichosporonales; Trichosporonaceae
Exons: 3
Coding region: 1-1020 (339 amino acids)
Source: RefSeq, a predicted model, not a curated record